Messenger RNA from Myotis daubentonii (Daubenton's bat), 1040 nucleotides. RefSeq names its product RAB11A, member RAS oncogene family (gene RAB11A). Gene Ontology annotation, molecular function: GTP binding; GTPase activity. The record is from RefSeq and is a predicted model, not a curated record. NCBI's taxonomy places the organism in Eukaryota, Metazoa, Chordata, Mammalia, Chiroptera, Vespertilionidae.
CUACCGGAAGUGGCGUCCGGCAGGGAGGGGUUCUUUACCCGGUCAGGCAGCAGAAGCUAGGCGCUUGGGUUACCCCUGCAGCGACGCCCCCUGGUCCCACCGAAACCACUGCUGCUCCCGCCCCUUCACUCCUCGGCCGCGCCAUGGGCACCCGCGACGACGAGUACGACUACCUCUUCAAAGUUGUCCUUAUCGGAGAUUCUGGUGUUGGAAAGAGUAAUCUCCUGUCUCGAUUUACUCGAAAUGAGUUUAAUCUUGAAAGCAAGAGCACCAUUGGAGUAGAGUUUGCAACAAGAAGCAUCCAGGUUGAUGGAAAAACAAUAAAGGCACAGAUAUGGGACACGGCUGGGCAAGAGCGAUAUCGAGCUAUAACAUCAGCAUACUAUCGUGGAGCUGUAGGUGCCUUGUUGGUUUAUGACAUUGCUAAACAUCUCACAUAUGAAAAUGUAGAGCGAUGGCUGAAAGAACUGAGAGAUCAUGCUGAUAGUAACAUUGUUAUCAUGCUUGUGGGCAAUAAGAGUGAUUUGCGUCAUCUCAGGGCAGUUCCUACAGAUGAAGCAAGAGCUUUUGCAGAAAAGAAUGGUUUGUCAUUCAUUGAGACAUCAGCUCUAGACUCUACAAAUGUAGAAGCUGCUUUUCAGACAAUUCUGACAGAGAUAUACCGCAUUGUUUCCCAGAAGCAAAUGUCAGACAGACGUGAAAAUGACAUGUCUCCAAGCAACAAUGUGGUUCCUAUUCAUGUUCCACCAACCACUGAAAAUAAGCCAAAGGUGCAGUGCUGUCAGAACAUAUAAGGCGUUUCUCUUCUCCCAUAGAAGGCUGUGUAUAGUCCAUUUCCCAGGUCUGAGAUUUAAAUAUAUUUGUAAUUCUUGUGGUCACUUUUGUGUUUUAUUACUUCCUCAUACUUAACAAAUUUUCUGUGUUUUAAGUCUGAUUUUAGCUUUAUAAAAUCAUCCAUUUGUCCCGAAUGACUGCAGCUUUUUUUCAUGCUAUGGCUUCACUAGCCUUAGUUUAAUAAAUUGAAUGUUUGGAUUCUUCAA